GUGGGCGAACGAACCAGUCGCGAGCCACCGCUGCAACGGCCCUACCCAGGUUCCACAUUCCACUUGGCCCUACAAGCUGCAGUGGCUCAUAUCUCCGAACGUUUCUGACAGAGACAGGGAAGUCGCCAUCCAGGAGUUCCUCGAUGCGAAUGAUUGCUGCAUCGGCCAUGUGGGUCGUACGUUCAGGCGCCGAUUCCCGACGGGCCGCGCGCUGCCCCGCCGCAAGGCCGCAGCGACGAGUUUGUUCUGGCAGAGGGAGCUGAUGUUCACGACCGCCCCAGCCGAGUGCGAGCACGAGGCGAUGGCGGGGGAGAUGGCGCCCAGCGCCACAGGGCUGGCGCAGGGGGCCGCGCUCGGCCAAGAGAGGGGCCUGCCCAUCGGCGCCAUCGCGGGCCCGCGCGCCGAGCCCCUCCUCCAGCUGGCUGACCGCCCUGCAUAUGCAGCGGGGGAUGGCGACUCGGCCGAGAUUGGCGACCAAUUCGACGGCGUCGACUUGGAGGAGCUCGCCAAGGGCGGUAACCCGACGAUGGCCUGCUCGAACAGCCAAGUCCACUGGAGGAGGGAGUUCCUCAAUCGACCAUUGCAGAGACACGAGGUCGACGCGGAGCACCGGAGAAACUGCACGGAAUAUGACGAGGACGAGACCAUGCGCGCGAUGGAGACGCCCGGUCAGCCAGCGUGGCCAGAAAGCAUACAGGGCGGUGACACCGUCGAGGGUGUCCCUAUCACAUCCACAGUGCUCGCGAACUACCAUAGCUCGCUCAGCCCAGAAAGCAUGGAGAAGCCAGCCGCCGACGCGAACCCGUUCGUCGUCGCGCAAGGGCAUGGCCUGCAAGACCGCGUCUCAUCGACGGAGUCGCUGCGGGGCCGCGGCGGCGAGCGGCACAACGUUUGCACCAAGAUGCCGGCCCGGCGCAGCACCUUGCGCAGGUUCGACGUCGCUAAG
This is a messenger RNA of Prorocentrum cordatum, 946 nucleotides long. The record is from the annotation of a GenBank genome assembly. Lineage: Eukaryota; Dinophyceae; Prorocentrales; Prorocentraceae.